UAUAUCUGUCUCACCAUUUUACCUGUAUAAUACGUAUGACCCUUUUAUUUUCCUCAAUAUAUUUUCUUAGCUUUAUAAAUACACCUCUCUCCCCAUUUUCCUCAUCUGCUGCAAUGCCGAUUCAAGCUCAGAUAUUCGUCUCUGGUGGAUGCCACGACGAGAAAGCCUACGGAUUAAACAAUCUCCGCUGCUACCAUUCUAAUUCCAACCGUCAUCAUCUCUCUAUCCCUCACAUCGUCUCCGCUCAAUUCCACAAUCAACCAAUCGAGAUUGAUCACUACCUCAAUUCACUGAACGAGAGCUUGAGAAUGGCGCUGCAGGAGCAGCGGCGGCGGCAGACCGCGCUCCUGGUGAGGAGCUACGAAUCGACGAUUCAGUCUCUGCUGAAGCAGAGAGACGACGAUAUCUCGAGAGCGGGGAGGAGGAAUGUGGAGCUGGAGGAGUGCGUGAGGAGGAUGGAGAUGGAGAAGGCGACGUGGCAGAGAUUGGCGCAGGAGAGCGAGGCGAUGGCGGCGUCGCUGAGGAAGGAGGCGGCGGAGGAGGACGCGGGGUCGUGCUGCGUGGAGAGAGAGAGAGAAGGAGAAGAAGAGGAGGAGGGAGAAUCGAGGAAGAUGGUUUGCAGAUGCUGCAAUUCUAGGAAAUCGUGGGUGAUAAUGCUGCCGUGCAGGCAUCUCUGCUCAUGCAGAGAUUGCGAUGCGUUUCUCGAUUCCUGCCCUGUUUGCAAUGUCGCCAAGAAAGCAAGUUUGGAAGCUCUGCUUUGACAUUUUUAUGUAUUUAAUUUAAAAUUUUAAAAAAUUACUAGUUCUUGGUUUUUGAUAUACAUCGGCUCAAUGUUUUUUUUAAUUAGGUUUUAGUUGUAGAGAAUACUAACUUUGGUUGAUCGAUGAUGUGUAUAUUGUCAUUUGUCACACUUGUUUGUCCCUUUGUGUAGUUCCUUAUUAGGUUUGGGUUCGUUUCGAAAUUAUUAAAAAUUUUACAAAAGAA
Molecule: messenger RNA, 984 nt
Organism: Salvia splendens (bonfire salvia)
Lineage: Eukaryota; Viridiplantae; Streptophyta; Magnoliopsida; Lamiales; Lamiaceae
Product: probable BOI-related E3 ubiquitin-protein ligase 3
Exons: 2
Coding region: 36-761 (241 amino acids)
Molecular function (GO): ubiquitin-protein transferase activity
Source: RefSeq, a predicted model, not a curated record